AUGUUGGCUCCUGUUCUUUCAUCACUAUUUUUGCUAUUCACCCAGGCGGUGUCUGCACAGCCACACAACACACAUCACGCACAGCCCGAGGGCCUCAUAAGUCAAGAACAACCUCUACUUACUUCGAUUAUCGACGACAAUUCUACCAUGCCGAAUCAACACGGCUAUCGCGCUGUUUCAUACUUCGUGAACUGGGCGCCAUAUGGCAGAAAUCAUCACCCCCAGGAUCUACCCGCCGAUAAGCUUACCCACGUGCUCUACGCCUUUGCAAAUAUCAAACCCGACACUGGCGAGGUCCACCUCACCGAUGCGUGGUCAGACACAGACAAGCAUUACGACGGCGACUCUUGGAAUGAUGUUGGUAACAAUGUCUAUGGCUGCUUAAAGCAGCUCUUCUUACUCAAGAAGCGCAACCGUAAUCUCAAAGUCUUGCUCAGUAUCGGUGGCUGGACUUACUCACCCAACUUCGCUGGACCUGCGUCGACCGAAGCUGGUCGCCAGUGCUUUGCCAACAGCGCCGUCGCUCUGCUUAAAGACCAUGGUUUCGAUGGUCUGGACGUUGAUUGGGAGUAUCCUGCAGAUGAUGCUCAGGCUCGCGACUAUGUGCUUCUACUGCGAGCCACCAGGCUUGCUCUGGAUGCCUACUCACAGUCUGUACCAGGAAAUCCACACUUUGCGCUCACAGUUGCUGCACCAUGUGGUCCUGAGAAUCUGCAUCGCAUGCACUUGCGCGAUAUGGACCAAUAUCUCGACUUCUGGAAUCUGAUGGCAUAUGAUUUUACAGGUACCUGGAGUACAGCCUCAGGUCAUCAGACCAAUAUCGGCACAUGUCCUCAGUGUCCCGAUAGCACACCUGUCAGCACUGAGAAUGCUGUUCGCUGGUACACUGAUCACUGCGGAAUUCACCCGAGCAAGCUCAUCAUCGGCAUGCCUCUAUACGGUCGCAGUUUCGCAAACACCGAUGGUCCUGGUGCAAAAUACGCAGGAGUCGACUCUGGAGCUAGUUGGGAAGCCGGAUCUGGUAUCUGGGACUACAAGGCACUCCCUCGGCCUGGCGCAACCGAAUACCACGACCCUUCAUUCGGCGCCUCUUGGAGCUAUGACCCCUCCACUCGCGUGAUGAUUACAUACGACAAUCCGGCCUCCUCGGCUGCAAAGGUGUCUUACAUUCAACAACGCGGUCUCGGUGGCGCGAUGUGGUGGGAGAGUAGUGGAGAUAGGGUCGGUGAGGGAAGCAUUAUCACUCUGGUCACCAAUGGAAUGGGAGGCUUCGGAGGAAGACAUAUGGAGAAGGUAGACAACUGCCUGGAGUACCCCAACAGCAAGUUUGAUAACUUGAGGAACAAGUUUACCAACGAGUAA
Messenger RNA from Aureobasidium subglaciale EXF-2481, 1362 nucleotides. Its product is annotated as glycoside hydrolase family 18 protein. The record is from RefSeq and is a predicted model, not a curated record. Gene Ontology annotation, molecular function: chitin binding; chitinase activity. Bases 1 to 1362 code for a protein of 453 amino acids. The transcript is spliced from 4 exons. Gene Ontology annotation, cellular component: extracellular region. Lineage: Eukaryota; Fungi; Ascomycota; Dothideomycetes; Dothideales; Saccotheciaceae. Gene Ontology annotation, biological process: chitin catabolic process; carbohydrate metabolic process.